AUGAGUGACCAAAAUCCUGCCACCGUGCCUGUCACCAUCGUGGUCGAGCAUCUAGACCCCGAACUGGGCGCCUGGUCUGCCCUGGAGUAUGGCUGUAUUGCCCGAGAGUCCCAUUCAGCAGGCAGUAAAUUUCUCCUGAGCUCAGUCCCUACCUCGUUGCAAAUGCCAGACGAUCUAGCCGCCACAGAUGGCCUUGGAGUUGAGCAUCGCAGUGUCGAAGAGGUUUUUGCGGAUCGAAAAUCCAAGGUCUGCCUCUUGGAUCCCUCUGCCAAGGUUGAGCUCAGUCCCGCUGAUGGGGACAACUUUGAAGUUUUCCUCUUUGGGGGAAUAUUGGGUGAUGACCCUCCACGGGACCGUACCUCUGAACUUAGGAAAAAGGGGUAUGAAGGACGACGACUUGGACCCGUACAGAUGACAACUGAUACGGCUGUACGGGUUACGCGCAUGGUUGUCCAUGACAGAGUUCCUCUAGAGGAGAUCCCAUACAUUGACUACCCAGAAAUUGUGAUAAAUGAGCAUGAGCGGACUGAGAUGCCGUUUCGCUAUGUAAAAGACAGCGAUGGCAAGCCCAUCAUGCCCAAGGGAAUGUUAGAACUGAUAAAAAAGGAUGCUGACCAAGGUAUCGAGGGCCUUUUCUAG
Molecule: messenger RNA, 639 nt
Organism: Aspergillus puulaauensis
Lineage: Eukaryota; Fungi; Ascomycota; Eurotiomycetes; Eurotiales; Aspergillaceae
Product: SAM-dependent methyltransferase
Exons: 5
Coding region: 1-639 (212 amino acids)
Biological process (GO): peptidyl-arginine methylation
Molecular function (GO): protein-arginine omega-N monomethyltransferase activity
Source: RefSeq, a predicted model, not a curated record